Messenger RNA from Hemiscyllium ocellatum (epaulette shark), 657 nucleotides. RefSeq names its product protein phosphatase 1, regulatory (inhibitor) subunit 14Ab (gene ppp1r14ab). Gene Ontology annotation, biological process: regulation of phosphorylation. NCBI's taxonomy places the organism in Eukaryota, Metazoa, Chordata, Chondrichthyes, Orectolobiformes, Hemiscylliidae. The record is from RefSeq and is a predicted model, not a curated record. Gene Ontology annotation, cellular component: cytoplasm. Bases 60 to 449 code for a protein of 129 amino acids. Gene Ontology annotation, molecular function: protein serine/threonine phosphatase inhibitor activity. The transcript has 4 exons.
GCCUGGGUUCGGUGCAGCUCUGGCGGAUCGCGGAGAGUCCCGGCGCGGUGCUGGCGGAGAUGGCAGCGAACCGGCUGGGCAGGAGGACACACAGCCGCUCCCCGGACUGUCCCCGGGAGCAUGGGGCCGGCAUCCAGCGCAGGCAAGCCCGGGUCACCGUCAGAUAUGACCGUAAGGAGUUACAGAACCGGCUGGAUGUGGAACAAUGGAUAGAGGGGAAAUUACAACAACUUUAUCAGGAGCAGGAAGAGCAGAUGCCAGAAGAGGUGAAUAUAGAUGAAUUACUGGAACUUCAGACUGAUGGAGAACGGAGAAGCCAAUUACAGAUAAUGCUUAGAAUGUGCAGGAAAAAUACAGAUGAAUUCAUCACGGAGCUAUUAAGGAAGUUACAGGGACUUCAUAAAGUGGAGGUGCAGAAGGUUGGACUGGAGUGCCCCCAACAACACUAAGAGGCUGUUGAUAGACAUUACUGGGCUGUGAAGGGGAAUUUCUUUUAAAGAAUUCUUUUGGCACUGUUAUAGAAACUAAAUGGCAUGUAUUUUGCUUGCCUCUUGCUAAUGCAAAAUAAGCUUUCAAAGGCAAUUAUUUUGCCGGAUAUAUAAAAUGUUUUGUUUUUGGUUGUUUGUUUUGUUAAUGCAAUUAAAGAGAUUGACACAG